This is a messenger RNA of Helicoverpa zea (corn earworm), 3402 nucleotides long. RefSeq names its product frizzled-2 (gene fz2). The transcript is spliced from 3 exons. Gene Ontology annotation, biological process: non-canonical Wnt signaling pathway; canonical Wnt signaling pathway. The coding region runs from base 394 to 2013 and encodes 539 amino acids. Lineage: Eukaryota; Metazoa; Arthropoda; Insecta; Lepidoptera; Noctuidae. Gene Ontology annotation, cellular component: plasma membrane. The record is from RefSeq and is a predicted model, not a curated record. Gene Ontology annotation, molecular function: Wnt-protein binding; Wnt receptor activity.
UCCCGCUCCGCGCGCCGCGGCGUUCAUACGUGUUUAGUCCGCGUUCGAUUUACGUAAACCCGAUAUUGUUUCAAACAUACGCUCAGCUGAUCUGUGACAAUAAGUUCGUAUACCGUCUACAACAGCAAAACGGACAAGCAACAUAGUGAACUCGUGUGUGCUAACUAAAAACCGGACUGUUAUCGAAAAUAUCUCGACGUUGAAUGUAAAAAUAUACGGCGUCGCCUGAGACCCUUCGCACCGCGUGUGACUGAUCGAUAUUUUAAAUGAUAACAUGGAUUCAAUUAGGUGUUGUUUAAGAAGACGGUGAAGUAAACAGUGCAGUGAGAGUGUAGUGACGACGCCGCCUGGCGCCCCGGCUUGCUCGGCGGUAGAUGCGGGUGUGAUAGCAGCAUGACGAUGUGGUUGUGGUGGGUGGUGAGUGCGGCGCUGGCGGCGAGCGGCGAGGCGCUGCAGCCGCGCUGCCAGGAGAUCACCAUCCCCAUGUGCCGCGGCAUCGGGUACAACCUCACCUCCUUCCCCAACGCGCUCGACCAUGACACGCAGGAGGAGGCCGGCCUUGAGGUCCACCAAUACUGGCCGUUAGUCGAGAUCAAAUGUUCUGCAGACUUAAAAUUCUUCCUGUGCUCGGUGUACACGCCCAUCUGCAUCGAGGACUACGCCAAGCCGCUGCCGGCGUGCCGCAGCGUGUGCGAGCGAGCGCGGGACGGCUGCGCGCCGCUCAUGCAGAAGUACGGCUUCCAGUGGCCCGAGCGCAUGGCCUGCGAGCGCCUGCCCCGCGCCGGCGACCCCGACCAGCUGUGCAUGGAGGAGACGGAGCGGGCCCGCGAGCCGCCGCCGCCGCCCGCGCGCCGCCCGCCGCGCCCCGCCUGCUCCGACCCCAACGCAAAAAACUGCCAGGCCGGCGCCGCGCCUGCGGGCGAGGCGGGCGCGGCGGCCUGCGCGUGCACGUGCCGGGCGCCGCUGGUGGCGCUGCGCGCGCUGCACAACGCCAGCGCGGCCGCCGGCGUGGCCGCGUGCGCGCUGCCCUGCGCCGGCGCGUUCUUCACGCGCGAGGAGAAGGAGUUCGCGGCCGUGUGGGUCGCCAUGUGGGGCGGCCUCUGCGCCGCCAGCACGCUCAUGACGCUCACCACCUUCCUCAUCGACUCGCAGCGCUUUAAGUACCCCGAGCGGCCCAUCGUGUACCUGUCGGCGUGCUACUUCAUGGUGUCGCUGGGCUACCUGGCGCGGCUGGCGCUGGGCCACGACGAGGUGGUGUGCGAGGGCGCCCUGCUGCGCACCUCGGCCAACGGUCCCGGCGCCUGCACGCUCGUCUUCGUUCUCGUUUACUUUUUCGGCAUGGCGUCAUCGAUCUGGUGGGUGGUGCUAUCUUUUGCGUGGUUUCUGGCCGCGGGACUCAAAUGGGGCAACGAAGCCAUCGCUGGACACGCACAAUAUUACCACCUCGCCGCGUGGCUCAUUCCUGCCGCGAAGACCGUGGCCGUGCUGCUGGCCGGUGCCGUGGACGGAGACCCGGUGGCCGGCAUCUGCUACGUGGGCAACUCGUCACCGGAGAACUUGAAGCGUUACGUGCUCGCGCCGCUGAUCGUGUACUUCGCCCUGGGAGCGACGUUCCUGCUCGCCGGGUUCGUGUCGCUGUUCCGCAUCCGCUCGGUGAUCAAGCGGCAGGGCGGCGUGGGCGCCGGCUCCAAGGCCGACAAACUGGAGAAGCUGAUGAUCCGCAUCGGCGUGUUCAGCGUGCUGUACGCGGUGCCGGCCGGCGUGGUCAUCGGCUGCCUGGCGUACGAGGCGGGCGGCCACGAGCAGUGGGUGCGGCGCGUGGCCUGCGGGCCCACGUGCGGCGGCCGGCCGCUCUACUCCGCGCUCAUGCUCAAAUACUUCAUGGCGCUGGCGGUGGGCAUCACGUCGGGCGUGUGGAUCUGGUCGGGCAAGACGCUGGAGUCGUGGCGGCGCGUGUGGCGCGGCGGGCGCGAGCCGGCGCCGGCGCAGCGGGCCCUGGUCAAGGGCGUGUGACGCGCGCCCGCGGGCCCCGCCCCCGCCUCCGGGGCCCCGGGCCCCGCCCGCCUGCCGCCCUCCCUGCCGCCCUCGCUGCCGCCGCCGGCCACUGCCGCGCCCUCCGCCCGCUCGGGGCAGCCGCUGUCGGACUACGGGCCCGUCUAGUCGCCCACGUGUUCCUGCUAGCUGUUAGACUGGGACAGUAACCCCCCGACAGGGCAGUGCGAAGGCUCGUGUCCAUGACAGUGCUAGAAAUGGCUCGUGAAGUGACGCCACUGACGUUAGUGAUACUGUGAGAGUGAGACGUCGCGCGUGUCUAGUCUUAGUGUUUCCGCGACGCACAACAUAUACGUAACUAGUGAUAAGGACCGCGGCCGUGGCGUCCGAUCCUCGCUGACAUGCCGUGGACUGACUGACACUUUUGUUAUAACUAUUUCACGGCGCCACUGUGACAUCGACAAAUAUUUUCAAAAAACGCAAGACUCUUUCAACUAGAAGUGUCCCAAACUAUACCCAAUUGCAGUCAUAAUGACUGGACUUUUAACGUAAGAGUCAGUAAAAUACUCCACCGUUUAGUUUCAUUACCUCAUGAACACUGCCAAUUUCGUACGUUUUUACAAAUUAACAGUGAUGUAGUUUACUGCUCUGUGCUGUAACUGUUGUAAUAUAAAAAUACCUAAACCGAUCGCCACGACGAGCGACAGAAGCUCAUCGCCAUGCAACUGAUUAUAAUAAUAAACUCAUGUAUCUCUUUGUAAACACGUUGAUGCUGAUGAGUUGCUGUCGUUCGUGCUGAUAUUGUUCUGUGACGUUAGACCCGUAGUGUGUACCGAACGCAUUUUGAGCAUUUUGUAUAUCUAUUGUAAUGAUCUCUGAUGUCAUGUUGUAAAUAGUGAUCCUAAAUCAUUUCAUCCCUAUAGUAAGUAGUAAGAUGCUAUUAUCUACUUAUGUAUGUGUUUAACUUCGGUUAUCUUAUUAAAACUUGUAGAAAAGACAAUCCUAGUGAAAAUACCAACCUAAUAUUGUAUUUUUCUUUAUUAGUUUCGUACAACUCGAUACUAGGUGGCGUUAUAAGGCUACCCUGAAAAAGACACUACUUCAAGCAACCUGGUUCUUGCUCUAAUGAUGUCUUACAACGCCAUCUAUUGCCGAGUAGUUAACACUUUGUAAAUAUAAUUUGACAAGUAUGCCGAAAUAAACUGGAACUGAUAAACUGUGUGUGACGAAUGAUAAAAUUGUAUUUUGUGCAAUGGUAUAGUAUAUUCUUACUUAAUUGUAAAGUGAAUAAGAUGUAUGAAAAAUUGUAUAUUGUAGCUACGGACGCCGCAGUCGAAGCCAUGAAAAUCAUUAUGUAAUUUAUUUUAUAUCUAACUGUAGAUAACAAAUAAAGCGACUUUUUUAUGUACA